Molecule: messenger RNA, 3024 nt
Organism: Emys orbicularis (European pond turtle)
Lineage: Eukaryota; Metazoa; Chordata; Testudines; Emydidae
Gene: PSD4
Product: pleckstrin and Sec7 domain containing 4
Exons: 15
Coding region: 1-3024 (1007 amino acids)
Biological process (GO): regulation of ARF protein signal transduction
Cellular component (GO): ruffle membrane
Molecular function (GO): phospholipid binding; guanyl-nucleotide exchange factor activity; protein binding
Source: RefSeq, a predicted model, not a curated record
AUGGAUCCAGACGGCCCUUCCAGCCACACGGAGCCCAUGGACCUCCUGGCUCCUUAUGCCGCAGAAGCUCCAGGAUGUAGGCCUGGAGAAAGCCUCUUUAGGAUUCAAGAUGCGAUUGUGUUCUCCGAUAAUUACACAGACCCGGGCAGUGCCUUGUACGCCCAGUCCCCCUCGAGCCCGGAGGGCCACGGUGUUGGCAGCUGCUCCUUGGAAGUCGCUGCCGGGGACUGCGAGACGUCUCCGGAAGAAUUUGCUGGCCUGGGGGGUGGAGAGAUGCUGUGCGCCGUGGGGAACGCACUUGGUUCGGAGAUCCCUGCAGUGGAAUCUCCACCCCCUCCAGCGGAGAACCCGAAUGCUCAGGACGAGGGGAAGAAUGACGCUGCCCAAGCACUGUUCUGGUCCGGGAUCCUCCAAGCUCAGCUGUGCGUGCUGGACCUGCAAGGGGAGCUGGAGAAGCAAGAAGAGCCUGUUGCUGAGCUAAGCAGCUGGUCCCGGGGCCCUGAGGACGCACUGAGCCGCGACCCGGCUGCACAGGGCUUGCCCAUCUCCUGGGAGCCGCUGGACGAAAGAGCCACCGCGGCCAGCGACAGCGAUGACGGGCAAGAGGCCGGCCCAGCGAGGCAGGAGGAGGAGAGCUGGUCGUCCGAGGGGGAGGAGGAGGAAGAGCAGUGCCUCUUCUACAACAACCCGCUCUUCCAGGAGAGCCCGGGUCCCGCAGGGCCCAGCCCCUCUGACGGCCCUGCCUUUUGGAGCGCCGCCGAGGGGGACCGCACUGGUUCCAGCGAUGAGGCCGAUGGGGCUCCCCAGGGCGAGCCGGUGUCAGGUGGCCAGCAGGAGGAAGAGCUCUCGUGCCCCUUCGCUGAGGCGACCGAACCGGGAGCCGAGGAUGAGACGUCGUGCGAUUUCCCCGCCUACACGAUGCACUGCAGCACCUGGGCCCCCUUGGUGAUCACGGAACGGGACAUCGACGGGGCCUGCUCGAUGGCCGAGGACCCGGAGGCCCCGGGCCGCCCCCCCGACCAGCUGGCAGAUGGAGCCGUCUGCCGCCCCACGGUUGUCCUGUGCAGCGCGGAGUUGGAUCUCAGUGGUGCUCUGGACCAGGGGGAGGGCGGCUUGCUGUUUUCGGCUUCCAGCACCUUCAUGGUAUCGACCCUGCUGCACACCGAAGACUGGGACCACCCCAACCCCUGCGAGCUCCAGCCUCCGAGUCCCUCUCCAGGCGGAGGCAGCUGGAGCCCCGAGGCCUCCCCGCAGCACACCGCGGAACCAGCUCAGCACCAGGAGGCGGAUUUGGAGCUGCCAGCCCUUGACCAUGACAGCCUGGUGCCCCCCUGCCUGGUGGCAAAGGCGUCCCGGAGCACUUCCUGCCCGCGAGGGGAAGUCACUGCGGCCGAGUCCCCGGCUGAGUCGCUCGACGCGGUGGAGGGGAAGCCGGGCAGCGUGGCGCAGGGGCAGGAGAUGGAGGAACUACCCCCCAUGCCUGGAGAUGAGCCUGUGCUGGGGGAGGAAGGCAGGCCGGAGCCCACCCCGGGGUGUCCCAAGCAGGAGGACGCAGGGGAGAAGCCAGGAGAUCUGGAAGUGCCGCAGCCCGACGGGGCCCUGCUUGCCAACGGGGCCUCUGGGGACCAGGGGGCCGCUCAGCGGCUGGCAGCGCGGCUCUACCACUUGGACGGCUUCAAGAGGUCGCAGGUGGCCUCCUACCUCAGGAAGAACAACGAGUUCAGCCAGCAGGUGGCGGAGGAGUACCUCACCUUCUUCCAGUUCAGCGGGCAGACUCUGGACCGUGCGCUCAGGUCCUUCCUCAAGGCCUUCGUGCUGACUGGAGAGACGCAGGAGCGGGAGCGGAUCCUCGGACACUUCUCUAAGCGCUACCAUCUCAGCAACCCCGACGCCUUCCCCUCGGCAGAUGCUGUGCACACCCUGACCUGCGCCCUCAUGCUGCUCAACACGGACCUGCACGGGCAGAACAUCGGCCGCAGCAUGACCUGCCACGAGUUUGUAACCAACCUGGACGGCAUGAGGGACGGGCAGAACUUCCCCAAAGAUCAGCUCAAGGCCCUGUACUACUCCAUCCGCAACGAGAAGCUGGAGUGGGCCAUGGACGAGGAGGAGCUGGUCAGCACCCUGACGCCCCGGCCACCCAGCACCCCGUCCAGCCGGAAGAAAAGUAACCCCUUCCUGACGCUGACCCAGGACGCCAAGGCCACCACGUACAAGGAGGGGCAGCUCGCCCGCAAGGUGCACGCCGAAGCCGACGGCAAGAAGACACCCUGGGGGAAGCGAGGCUGGAAAACCUUUUACACAGUGCUCAAGGGGAUGGUGCUCUACUUCCUCAAGGACGAGACCCGGGCGGAGGCGCCAGGCAUGGAGGAGCCGAUCGGGGUGCACCAUGCGCUGGCCGAGAGAGCCUGCAAGUACAACAAGCGCCCGCACGUCUUCCGCCUCCAGACGGCCGACUGGCGUGUCUUCCUCUUCCAGGCGCUAAGCGCCGAGGAGAUGAGCUCCUGGAUCUCCCGCAUCAACCUGGUGGCCGCCAUGUUCUCGUCCCCGCCCUUCCCGGCGGCCGUGGGCUCCCAGCGCAAGUUCAUCCGGCCCAUCCUGCCCACGGCACAGUGCCGCAGCUCCCUGGAGGAGCAGCACCAGGCCCACGAGGCGUGCAUGGACAAGUUCUCGGAUGAGCUGGGCGAGCACCAGCGGAACCUGCCCGACAAGCGGGGCCGGGGCCGCGACCUGGAGGAGUAUCGGCUCAAGAAGGAGUAUCUGCUCUAUGAGAAGCGCCGCUACGAGACCUACGUGAAGCUGCUGGAGGCGCGGCUGUGCGGGGGCUCCGAGGCGCUGGAGCAGUGGGAGGCACGGCUCGGGGGCACCGACUCAGCUGACGAGGGGCUCGGCCUCACCAAGUCGCACUCCAGCCCCUCGCUCAACCUGGACCCGCCACCCGCCGGCGUGAAGGUCAAACGCAACAUCUCUGAGCGCAGGACGGUCCGCAAGAUCAUCCCCAAGCGCAACAAGCAGCUGCUGUGA